CAAGUAAUAUUAGGAUUAGCAAACAUUUAGCACCAUUUAAUCAUCUCUCCUCUUCAUAAAUUAAUCAAACAUUUUUUUUCUUCGCUCAUAAAAUUUCGUUGUACGUCGUAGUAAGAGAAAAACCGCAUUUUCUCUCAACUAGAGCAAUAAUUUUUUCACUUUCAAUCCAAUCUAGGGUUUCUUCCUUUCAGUUGGAAUUUGGUUGUUAUUACAUUUGGGGAGUAUUGUGUUGUUUGUAGGGUGAGUGAAGGGGGAUAAUUGGAGGGGGUUAAAUUAGCAAAAGCAGAAGUAAAUGAGUGGUGCUCCGAAAAGAGGGGCGCAUGAGGAAGGCGUUCAUUCGUCGUCUUCCUCGAUGCGGCCAGGUUUUGCUGGUGAGGAGGAGGAGAAUUCUGGUUUUCCAAGGGUUAAUUAUGGGGCAGUUCAAGAGUCUACUAGACCAGGAUUGUUACCUCGUCCAGAAUUUCGUGAUGGGGAAAGACGAUCCCCUUUGCAUUCGGUGUAUAAAAUGCCCUUGUCGUCUAUAAAUGCUGAUUCUGCACAUGCUACUCAUCCUAUUGCUGGUCCUGAGAUUAGGACAGAAGUAAGGGAUUCAAAGGAGAUUAGAGAAAGCAAGGGCGGGGAGGGUAAUAGAGAUGUGAAAGUUGAAUCUAGAGAGGUGCAUCAUCAGGCUGUCAAAGCUGAGAAGGAGAGUAGGGUGGAUGAGAGUAAAGAAGGGAAACAUGAGAGGGACAUUCGUAAUGAUUUGAAGAGUGAGGUGAAAGUGGAUAAGGAUGUUUAUGGAGGGUCCGGGAGUCAUACUAAUUGGAAAGAGCAAUACAGAGGGAAAAAACAUUCUGAUGUUCCAGGCGGUGGUGGAAUGCCAAACUUUUGGAUGAAUGCUACUCAAAUGCGCCCCAAAUUUGACCCUGCCAGGGAUGCUGCUGUGGCAUUUCGUGAAAUAAGUGAAGCCGUGGGAGAGAAUAGAGUUGACCUUAAAAGCGACGAUAAAUUCAAGGAAAAGGAGAGAAAGCGUAAGGAAGGGAAGCACCAUGAUUGGCCUGAAAGUGACAAAGAUAAGAGUGAUCACAAGAGUAAUGUGCAAGCAGCUGGUACUACUAGUAAUAAUGUUUUCAAGGAAGUAAUUAGAGAAGAAAGGGAAUCUGAGCAGUGGGGGAGGGAGAGAAAAGAAGGUUUAAAAGAGAAGGAAAGACCAAAGGAAAAAGAAAAGGAACAUGUUGACAGAGAAGGUCGGAUUGGCGGGGAGAAAGAAAAUCAUCAGAAUGAGAAAGAGAUCGCAGAGAAAACAUCUGUUCAGGAGAACUUUCCUGUGGAACAGAAGAAACCAACUGAAUCUUGGAGAAAUAUGGAAAGAGAAGCUAAAGAGAGGAGGAAAGAGAGAGAUGCUGAUUUAGAGGCAGAAAGGCCCGAGAAGCGCACUAGGGUCUAUGACAAAGAGUCUGAAGAAGGGGGUGCUGAUGUUGAUGGAGCUGCAGACAGAGAAAAAGACACCUUUAGUUACGGGGUGCAGCAGCGGAAGAGGAUGCUUCGUCCAAGAGGUAGUCCCCAAGUUGCUAAUCGUGAUGGACGUUUCAAGUCUCGCGGUCAAGAUGGAGAGGGGUCUCAAGGUAAAACUGAGGUAUCUACUGUUUAUAAAGUUGGUGAAUGCAUGCAAGAAUUGACAAAAUUAUGGAGGGAAUACGAAUCAUCCCAGGCUGAUAAAAGCAGCGAUAAUUUAUCUAAUGGUCCUACUUUAGAAAUCAGGAUACCGGCUGAGCAUGUAACUGCUACAAACCGUCAAGUUAGAGGUGGACAGCUUUGGGGAACAGAUAUAUACACUGAUGAUUCAGAUCUUGUUGCUGUUCUCAUGCAUACAGGCUAUUGCCGGCCAACAGCAUCUCCUCCUCCAGCAGCUAUUCAAGAGUUACGUGCAACAAUACGUAUUCUACCUCCGCAAGAUAGUUAUGUUUCUACUCUGAGAAACAACGUCCGAUCUCGUGCAUGGGGAGCAGCAAUCGGCUGUAGUUUUCGUGUUGAACGUUGCUGCAUUAUGAAGAAAGGAGGUGGAUCCAUUGAUCUUGAACCUUGCCUCACGCAUACAUCUACAAUUGAGCCUACCUUGGCUCCAGUUGCUGUGGAGCGCUCAAUGACAACUAGAGCUGCAGCCUCGAAUGCAUUACGACAGCAAAGAUUUGUACGAGAAGUCACAAUACAGUAUAAUCUCUGCAAUGAACCUUGGAUAAAAUAUAGUAUUAGUAUUGUAGCUGAUAAGGGAUUGAAGAAGCCCUUGUACACAUCAGCUCGUCUGAAGAAGGGAGAAGUUCUCUAUUUAGAAACUCAUUUUUGCAGGUAUGAGCUGUGCUUCACCGGCGAGAAGAUUGUUAAAGUCCCAUCUGUCUCACAAGCACAUGAGGCGGAGUCAGAUAAGUCCCAGAACCAUGUUCAUACUGCAAAUGGCGAAAGAAGUAGUGCAGAAGGUGAUAACAUGGUAGUAGACAUGUUCCGGUGGUCUAAGUGUAAGAAGCCUCUUCCGCAGAAGUUUAUGCGAUCAAUUGGGAUCCCUCUGCCUCUUGAACAUGUGGAGGUUUUGGAGGAGAAUCUCGAUUGGGAAGAUGUGCAGUGGUCUCAAACCGGUGUUUGGGUCUCCGGAAAAGAAUACCCGCUUGCAAGGGUGCAUUUUUUAUCUCCAAAUUAAGCCUAAGCCUUUGUCUAUGUUAAUCAUAUUACCUGUUGUAAGUCGAUCUUGAAUUGAUAUAGCCAACAUGGAUAGGAUAGGCGAUAGGGGUUGUAACUUGUAAUAUAGGUUAAAGUUUAUGUAAUGGGGAACUCUGAAUUUCGAGUUUCUUGUUAAUUAUUAAGGCAUCAUUUGGUGUAUUUUCAGACCUUGGCACCUUACCAUUAUAUUAAUAAAUUGCAUUGGAAAACA
This is a messenger RNA of Chenopodium quinoa (quinoa), 2902 nucleotides long. RefSeq lists its product as uncharacterized. Lineage: Eukaryota; Viridiplantae; Streptophyta; Magnoliopsida; Caryophyllales; Amaranthaceae. The transcript has 12 exons. Bases 293 to 2671 code for a protein of 792 amino acids. The record is from RefSeq and is a predicted model, not a curated record.